UCCUUCACUUCCUUUGCUUUCCGUUCGAACUUUCGCAAGGCGUUUUACUUGAGUCUCACAAUGGCCGCCAAUCCACCUCUGCUACGAGCGUUCGACAACAGUUUGGUGCCCACCCCAUACGCAAUGGAAGCGAUCGCUCUGGCGCGAGGAGGGAUCGAGUUCACUGUGGAUGAAGUCCGCACCUCCAAUGGAAAGUGGUCUGCGAAAGGCGUCAUCUUCCUGACAAAUAUGCGCUUGAUAUUUGUCGCCAGAGAUGCUGAUGCCAACUCAGGACUGGUGGCUUUUGAGCUUCCUUUGGCCUAUAUCACCAACGACAAGUUCAAGCAGCCCGUCUUCGGAUGCAACAACCUGGCAGGGAAGUGUUGGCCUGCUGUACCUGGAGGAGGGCCAUCAGGGACUCUCCCCCCACACAAUUUUGCCAUCUACUUCAAAGAGGGCGGAGUCGGGACGUUUCUGCCGCUCUAUUUCAACUUCUUGGAGUACGUCAAGUACAUGCAUCAGCGGAUGAAUGCCAGCAGUGCACCCACAGCUCCCGCGCCACCCCAAGACACGCGAGAAAUAUUGUCCAAAGCCUUUGUGGAUCCGAACGAUCCAUCCAAGGUGUUCCUGACAUCUCCGGUCGAUGAGUCUCAGAGGAUCCCCACAGCGCCGCAGUACGCACCAAACUACAGCGACACAAAGGAUGAGCGCUACCAAGACAUGGGGCUGAGGCCCUGAGAAGUGCAGCUGAGAA
This is a messenger RNA of Coccomyxa subellipsoidea C-169, 733 nucleotides long. RefSeq lists its product as hypothetical. Gene Ontology annotation, molecular function: chromatin DNA binding; transcription coactivator activity. NCBI's taxonomy places the organism in Eukaryota, Viridiplantae, Chlorophyta, Trebouxiophyceae, Coccomyxaceae. Gene Ontology annotation, biological process: positive regulation of DNA-templated transcription. The record is from RefSeq and is a predicted model, not a curated record. The coding region runs from base 61 to 717 and encodes 218 amino acids. Gene Ontology annotation, cellular component: nucleus. The transcript is spliced from 5 exons.